Messenger RNA from Oncorhynchus masou masou (cherry salmon), 1294 nucleotides. Its product is annotated as COUP transcription factor 2-like. Bases 14 to 1294 code for a protein of 426 amino acids. Gene Ontology annotation, biological process: anatomical structure development; cell differentiation; negative regulation of transcription by RNA polymerase II. Lineage: Eukaryota; Metazoa; Chordata; Actinopteri; Salmoniformes; Salmonidae. The record is from RefSeq and is a predicted model, not a curated record. Gene Ontology annotation, molecular function: RNA polymerase II cis-regulatory region sequence-specific DNA binding; retinoic acid binding; zinc ion binding. The transcript has 3 exons.
UUGACGGAUAGAUAUGGCAAUGGUAACGUGGAGAAACGGCGAGGAAGAUGUCGCCCGCGACUCUCAAGACGGAAUCUCUUUCCCGGUCUCUCAAGGCGAACCGUUAUCCCUCUCUACCGACCUAACGGGACACCUCAAUCCCACAUCCUCUCUGGAUAUCCCCUCAACACGUCAGACACCCCAAGGCGCUCAUUCAAGCAAUACAUCUCAAUCUAUCACUAGCCAAACGUCGACUAACUCCAUGGACAAACAACAGCCUCAGCAGAUCGAGUGUGUGGUGUGCGGGGAUAAAUCCAGCGGGAAGCACUAUGGUCAGUUCACAUGUGAGGGGUGUAAGAGCUUCUUCAAACGGAGCGUCAGACGGAACCUCGGCUACACCUGCCGCGCUAGCAGGAACUGUCCCAUUGAUCAACACCACAGGAAUCAAUGCCAGUACUGCCGCCUCAAGAAAUGUGUCAAAGUGGGAAUGCGGAGAGAAGGUAAACAAGCUUCGGUUCAGAGAGGGAGGAUGCUGCCUACUCAACCGUACCACGGUCAGUUCUCCAUAACCAACGGAGACCCUCUCCAAUGCCACUCCUACCUUUCUGGAUACAUCUCCCUGCUCAUGCGAGCCGAGCCCUACCCCACAUCCAGAUACAGCACGCAGUGUAUGCAGUCCAACAACCUCGUGGGGAUCGAGAACAUCUGUGAGCUGGCCGCCCGGAUGCUGUUCUCGGCGGUGGAGUGGGCCCGAAACAUCCCCUUCUUCCCCGACCUCCAGAUCACCGACCAGGUUGCCCUGCUCCGGCUCACUUGGAGCGAGUUGUUCGUGCUGAACGCGGCCCAGUGCUCAAUGCCGGUGCAUGUGGCUCCUCUCCUGGCCGCGGCAGGGCUGCAUGCCGCCCCCAUGUCGGCGGAGAGAGUCGUGUCUUUCAUGGACCAUAUCCGGAUCUUCCAGGAGCAGGUGGAGAAGCUGAAGGUUCUGCAUGUUGACUCAGCCGAGUACAGCUGCAUUAAGGCUAUAGUUCUCUUUACCUCAGAUGCGUGCGGUCUGUCAGACGUGACUCACGUGGACGAUCUUCAGGAGAAGUCCCAGUGUGCCCUGGAAGAGUACAUCAGGAGCCAGUACCCUAACCAACCGAACCGGUUUGGGAAGCUACUACUCCGUUUGCCCUCUCUACGCACCGUCUCCUCGUCCGUUAUAGAACAGUUAUUCUUCAUCCGGUUGGUCGGAAAAACACCAAUAGAAACUCUCAUUAGGGAUAUGUUGCUUUCCGGAAGCAGUUUUAAUUGGCCUUACAUGUCGAUGCAGUAG